Messenger RNA from Symbiodinium sp. CCMP2456, 933 nucleotides. The record is from the annotation of a GenBank genome assembly. NCBI's taxonomy places the organism in Eukaryota, Dinophyceae, Suessiales, Symbiodiniaceae.
AUGAAAGCUGCCACGCUCCGCAGCAGCUGCCUGCUCCUUUGGCUUCUGCUUCACUGCACAGACAGCCGAAGCCACGGCAGGGCCGAGUUUUCGCUCGCCGGCAAGUCCGUCUACUUUAUUGUCAUAGAUCGCUUUGCUCGCAGUGGAGAGCAGGCCGCAAACUUCACUUUCUGCGACCUGCCCGCCGACUGGGUCAACAAUACUGGAGGAGGCUUCUGUGGUGGAACCAUCAAUGGGAUUACAAACCACCUGGACUACAUCCAGGGCAUGGGCUUUGACUGCCUCUGGAUCACCCCGCCCGUGCAAUCCCAGGGGUUCAUGGGCUACGAUGCCACGAACCUCUUUCAGAUCAACCCGCACUUCGGUACCAAGGAGGACUUGGUGCGCCUGUCCGCUGCGCUGCACAGCCGUGGCAUGUGUCUGAUCGUAGACAUUGUGCUCAACCACAUGCGGCCUUUGCUGGUCAACGGCACUGUGAACCUGUCCUCCAUUGUGCCUUUCAAUGACGAGAGCCACUACCACCAGAGGAACCGCUCGAGAAGUCAGAGCUUUGCCGACUACGUGGCCGCGUGGCCCCCUCCGGCCUUCAACCCUGGAGAGGACAAUGCUCAGCUGCUGACAGCUUCCCAAGCGGACUCUCCGGCUGUGUGUGGGCACACGGUCGCAGAUCACACAGAGUGCAGCUGCUUCCCGGGCAACUCCGGUCCGAACUGCCCCUCCUUCCGAGAGGAUCACCUCAGCACAGGCUGGCUUGGGGUCAUGGGAGACUUGAACCAGAGCCACGAGUACGUUCGUGCGCAGCUUCUCUCCUUUGUGGAGGGCAUGGUGGUCAAUUACAGCCUGGAUGCACUGCGCCUGGACACGGCCAUCUACCUCGAGCGAGACUUCCUGCCCGAGAUCCAGGCAGUGGCUGGCGUGGAGAUUCUGGGAGAG